Messenger RNA from Engraulis encrasicolus (European anchovy), 2390 nucleotides. RefSeq names its product KH domain containing, RNA binding, signal transduction associated 1a (gene khdrbs1a). NCBI's taxonomy places the organism in Eukaryota, Metazoa, Chordata, Actinopteri, Clupeiformes, Engraulidae. Bases 208 to 1467 code for a protein of 419 amino acids. Gene Ontology annotation, molecular function: mRNA binding; poly(A) binding. Gene Ontology annotation, biological process: regulation of alternative mRNA splicing, via spliceosome. Gene Ontology annotation, cellular component: nucleus. The transcript is spliced from 9 exons. The record is from RefSeq and is a predicted model, not a curated record.
CCGUUUUUAAAGGCUAGUGAACGGCGGCGGCUUUUUGCAGAGACUCGACACACGGCGCUAACCUUAGCAAGGCAACGUCGAAGCUAAGAGGUUUUACCUUGUAAAUCGUUAAAAGAGUCAACGAAACGGGCAACUCUGUCGUUAAUUGAAACACAGAGGAAGUUUGGUUCACUACUAGUAAGGCUAUUGUAUUGAAUUUAAGCCAAGAUGGAGGGCAAAGUGGAUACCACACCAAAGGACAAUCGCAAGAAUCCCAACAAGAAACCUAAGAUGGAGGACGAAAGCAAAUAUCUUCCUGAACUUCUGGCUGAGAAAGACAGUCUUGACUCUUCAUUUACUCAUGCAAUGAAGCUUCUGAAUGAAGAAAUCGAAAGGAUCCAGAAGGGAGAGCCCAAGAAGGAAGGAGAGACCUACCUGGACCUCUUCAACAACAAGAAUGUGAGAGUGAAGGAGAGGGUGUUGAUCCCAGUCAAGCAGUACCCACGCUUCAACUUUGUUGGGAAGAUCCUGGGACCACAGGGCAGCACCAUCAAGCGCCUACAGGAGGACACCGGGGCCAAGAUCUCUGUUCUCGGCAGAGGAUCCAUGAGGGACAAGAAUAAGGAAGAGGAGCUGAGGAAGGGUGGCGAGCCCAAAUACGCGCACCUGGCCAUGGACCUGCAUGUGUUUGUGGAGGUGUUCGCCCCCAUCCCAGAGGCAUACCUGCGCAUGGCCCACGCCAUGGAGGAAGUCAAGAAGUUCCUGGUUCCUGCUUUUGAAAACCAGGAGGAGAUGCACCAGGAGCAGUACAUGGAUAUGGGCUACCUGAACGGCUCCCAGGACCAGGGUGGCCGUGGACGAGGGGGACCCCCAGGCAGAGGCAGAGGCGCCCCACCACCCCAAAUGGCUGCACCCAGGGGCCGAGGGAUGCCUCCACGCGGCGCUGGUCCCCGGGGAGGUGCGCCACGCGGCGGCCCCGGACGAGGAGGUGCACCGAGGGGCGCACCAGCAGGCAGGGGAGGACCCCCACCCGCCACACCACCCGGCAGAGGAGGCGCUGCCACACGAUCGAGGCCGGCUGCCCCACCCGCCCAGAGGAUGCUGCCCCCUGCUGCACUCUCCCACCAACACCAACCGCAUCAGCAUCACCAGCAGCCUCAGCACCAUCAGCAGCACCAGCACCAACACCCACAGCACCCACCAGCCGCAGAGUCCUACGACGAAUACGCAUAUGAAGAAACAUACGCAGAGGGCUCAUACGAAGGAUACAGCCACGACUACAGUCACCACUACAGCCAGCCCCCUCAAGCAGAGACGGAGUAUUAUGACUACGGACACGGCGAGGCACAGGAAGCCUAUCCUGAAGCAUCAUAUGCUGAGGAUGACUGGGGCGAGGGUGGAUGGUCGGCAGGCGGAAGUGGCAAAGCAGCGAGUGGGCGGCAGAACAAGAGCGCUCCCCGUACGCACCCCUACACGCGGCCCUUCUGAGCACCUGCAGCCCGUGUCCAGCCCUGUGGCGGCCACGUCCUGUUCUAACUCCUCCUUUUUAACGACUCAAAGUAAUUUUUCACCUUUUUCAUCCUCCUUUGCUGUGACAUUGAGGAUAUGUCCCUGUAACUGUUGAGGGGACUUGUCUUUUUCCAGGACUUUGUGCACUGUUUGGUUUUUAAUUCAUUCAUUUAGUUGUCUGCUCCAAUAUCGCCUUGCCUUGUUUUAUACUGUGUAACCGUAAUGGGUGAAGUAGUCUGCUUGAAGUGCGCCUCGUGACUGGACUGGCAAGGUCUCUUUUUUUGUUUUUUGUUUUUUUAUGGUGCGUUAUCGUAAAGGACCUUACCCCCCUCUUUUUGUUUUAUGUUUUCGUUUUUUUUAAUAAUAAUAAACUCCACCAAAAUAUCCAAAAAUAUUUGAGGCAAUGCAGCAUCAAAUAAAGUUUUUAAAAAAGAAAAAGGAGAGAACUCGUGGUGAAGGAAAACUCAAAUCCAUGCUGUCCGCAUUACGUACAAAUGUCCUUACGUUAAAUGACAUGCUGUCAAUCUACUGAAUGUUCUAACUAAAGAUGUGUUUUUUCCAAAAGAGAAAGAAAAAGAAAAAUGGUCUUGUUACCAUCGACCCUUUGCUAAUGUCAGCCCAAGGUAUACAGGGCUCUUGACCUAUGUUAGACUCAAUAGCUACAAGUAGAGGGAUGUCUUUCACACUUUAGUAGUAUCUUUUCAAGCUCGUCCAAAUGCAACUGCAGCAGACCUAAUAGCAUGUUACAUGCCUACAGCAUCUGGCUAAUAUAGAUUGUCAACUGUAUAUAGCUUUUCAGUCUAUCAGCUUUGAACAAUACAUGUGUAACCUUGUCUAAAUAGGUGACUAAAUAUGAUCUGUUUUGCUGCAGUAUGUCAAUAAACUAGUUCUUUUCCUUCGAA